AUGACUUCUUCGCGGUUCUCGAAUGGCGAGACCAUUGUUGUCAUCGAAACCUCUGUCCGUGACGCCGACGUCUUCGUCAUUCAGACAGCAGCAGAUCCUGUCAACGACAUGCUGAUUGAGCUGUUGAUCACCAUCAGCGCCUGCAAGAUUGCGUCCGCCAGGAGAAUCACGGCGGUGCUUCCAUGUUUCCCGUACUCGAGGCAGGACAAGAAGGAUCGGAGCCGAGCUCCCAUCACCGCAAAGCUCGUGGCCAACAUGCUCGAGACUGCCGGCUGCAGCCACGUUAUCACCAUGGACUUGCACGCGUCACAAAUCCAGGGGUUCUUCAACAUCCCUGUGGACAAUCUCUACGCCGAGACGGUGAUAGUGGAUUACAUCCGACAAAACAUGCCCCUGGAGAACGUGGUCAUCGUCUCUCCUGAUGCUGGCGGAGCCAAACGCCGCAUGAUUCUGGUCGGAUCGGUCGUUGGGAAGACGGCCAUUAUUGUCGAUGACAUAGCAGACACAUGCGGCACCUUGAUCCUGGCGUCAGAAGUCCUGAAGAAGCACGGCGCCGAGAGCUGCCGUGCGGUUGUCGUACACGGCUUUCUUUCGGGGCCUGCGGUCGACAGGAUCGAGCAGAGUUCCCUGGAGACGCUUGUGGUCGCCAACACCCUUCCCCUAUCCUCAAUGGCUCAGAAAUGCCCCAAAAUUCAUUCGAUCGAUGUCAGCGGCAUCAUCGCAGAAGCGAUAAGAAGGACAUACAACGGCGAAUCGUAA
Molecule: messenger RNA, 759 nt
Organism: Capronia epimyces CBS 606.96
Lineage: Eukaryota; Fungi; Ascomycota; Eurotiomycetes; Chaetothyriales; Herpotrichiellaceae
Product: ribose-phosphate pyrophosphokinase 3
Exons: 3
Coding region: 1-759 (252 amino acids)
Biological process (GO): 5-phosphoribose 1-diphosphate biosynthetic process; ribonucleoside monophosphate biosynthetic process; purine nucleotide biosynthetic process
Cellular component (GO): cytoplasm; ribose phosphate diphosphokinase complex
Molecular function (GO): ribose phosphate diphosphokinase activity; magnesium ion binding
Source: RefSeq, a predicted model, not a curated record